AUAUGUAUCAGUGAGAAGUGAGAUGGCAGAAGAAUGUGGAGAAGUGAAGUUUUUUGGGUCAGGAGGAAGCCCAUAUGCUCGAAGGGUUCAGAUAGCUUUGAAGCUGAAAGGAGUUGAGUACAAACACUUCGAAGAAGACAUCAGGAACAAAAGCGAACUGCUUCUCAAAUACAAUCCUGUCCACAAGAAGGUGCCAGUUCUGGUUCACAAUGACAACCCCAUAGCCGAGUCCCUCAUCAUCCUUGAGUACAUCGAUGAGACUUGGAAAACUCACCCCAUCCUCCCUCUCCACCCUUAUCACAGAGCCCUCGCUCGCUUCUGGUCAAGGUUCAUCGAUGAUAAGGUGCUGCCAGCGAUACAGGAAGCAGCAUGGACAGUGAAGGAAAAGGAAAGGGAAAAGGCCAUUGAAGAGGCAAGAGAAGGUCUGGGAUAUCUGGAGAAGGAGCUGAAAGGCAAGUUCUUUGGUGGCGACGCAAUAGGAAUAGUGGACAUAGCAGCAUCCUACAUAGCAUUCUGGCUGCCAUUAGUGGAAGAAGCAACUGCUCUGAAACUGCUGAGCCAUGACAAGUUUCCAAAGCUGCAUCGAUGGAGUCAGGAGUUUUGCAGCCACCCUGUGGUAAGGGACAACCUUCCUCCUCCUGCAAGACUCCUGGCUUUCUUCAAGGCUCGCUAUGCUGCCAUUGCUGCUUCUAAAUAAGAUGCAACGUUGGAACUGAUGAUGCUGUUCUCUGCCUCUUGGAGUUUUAUGUCCUUAAUAUAAUAAAGCUGUAUUAUGUACCCUUUCCAUGUAUUAGCCUCUUAGAGAGUUUCAUUCAAUAAUAAAAAUUUCAUCCAUUUCACUAA
Molecule: messenger RNA, 843 nt
Organism: Prosopis cineraria
Lineage: Eukaryota; Viridiplantae; Streptophyta; Magnoliopsida; Fabales; Fabaceae
Product: probable glutathione S-transferase
Exons: 2
Coding region: 23-697 (224 amino acids)
Biological process (GO): glutathione metabolic process
Cellular component (GO): cytoplasm
Molecular function (GO): glutathione transferase activity
Source: RefSeq, a predicted model, not a curated record